Molecule: messenger RNA, 2202 nt
Organism: Macrobrachium nipponense
Lineage: Eukaryota; Metazoa; Arthropoda; Malacostraca; Decapoda; Palaemonidae
Exons: 4
Coding region: 184-1446 (420 amino acids)
Molecular function (GO): protein binding
Source: RefSeq, a predicted model, not a curated record
GAACGACUUUCAACCGCCUACAGUCGGGGGAGUCCUUUCGCCAUCGUUUCAAAGCGCUCCCGAAGUGACAGUAACAAGUUAUUUGGGCAUAUCGGCGGCUUUCGGAAAUCGCCCCCCCUCCCCCCACGGCGCCCGCAGCUGCCCCCCCGAGGUCCAAACCGCGAGUACAAAUCCGCCCCCGCUAUGUCCGAUAACGAAGAGGCCGUCCUGAACUCGGACAACGAGAACGAGGUCAUAGACGAGAUCAACGGCGAAGAGAAGACCGAGAACGAGAAGAAGAGAAAGCGCACCGACUCCAGCGGAGAUGAACCACCAGCCAAAGUUCCCGCAGAAGUCCCUGAGUGCUUCAAAUGCCCAGAGCCAACUAAGGAAUUACCAAGGAAAGUGUGGACCUCCGCCAGAUAUGGGCGAAUGUGGGAAGUUCAGGCCUGGCUUGCAGAAGGGGGCGAUGUUAAUGCAGCCACUAGCUACGGGUUAACACUCCUCAAUGCCGCCGCAUCCUGUGGACGCACAGCUGUGGUUAAAGACCUCAUGAACUAUCUGAACCUGCAUAUUAACACUAUAGAAGAUGGGAAGACAGCACUGCAUAACGCCAUAGAAUAUGGGCAUGACUCCAUCGUGAAACUUCUCCUGAAUUCCAAUUUAAAGUGCCACCUAGAUCUCACUAUCAGUGUUCAGACGCCUCCAGGAGUGUACCGAACUGCCAUCAUGAUUGCUGCCGACAAGAAGUACUGGGGUCUAGUCGAGGAUAUAUUGAAGAUUCACGACAAAAUAUGUCGAGAGGAAGUAGCUUACCUCCUUCCGAGAGCGCAAGAUGCUCAGAAGUGGAACAUAGUACAGCAACUUCUUCAAAAGGACUUUGUUUUAACCUCCAAAGAGUAUGUCCCUAUAUUGCGUGAGGCCUACAAACUGAGUAGAUGGGAAGUAGUCUAUGCCAUAUUGCGCAAGGAUUUCCGAUACAAGAAUGAAAGCCUAAAUGACUUGUUGUUUGAUAUGAUUGACCAGAGAAACUGGAGACGAGUAGAGGACCUUCUUGGUAUGUUCAGUGAGGAAACUAACUACAACGUGAACCUUGUAGACACAGCACUUGAGGGACAGACCAGCAAGUUUGAACAGAUGUUAAAAAAGGGUAAAUUUGAUGCUCCAACUUUAAAUGGCACUUUAAUACUUAUAGCGGCAGGGGGCAGUAACGAGCAGAUUUCUAGAGCUCUUCUGACCCGUGACAUAUUCACAGAUGACACUUUGCACAAUGCACUGUUUCUUGCUGCAAAGAAAAAUAACCUGGAGUUGAUACCCCAUCUGUUAACUCAGUUCUUCAGUAGAAUCAGCUACCAUUCCCUCAGCUGUGCUCGUGUCGAAUGCAACAAGAGUAGUUUUAGGGAUGCUGAACGCCUCUUAGUAAAGGCACUUGACACGAAAAUUCAGACCAUGUUCCAAAACAUAUGAAGUUAUUUCUAACAGACUGUAUUACUAAUGUUCAAAUGAGCCCCUUUGUGGAGCAAAAAAUGGUUUCAUUUCAGAAUUAGCUGCUAGGAGGAAAUUACUUGUUUUGUCAGUCAUUGGUUUACUUUAGUUUGUUGAAAUCAUCUGUUGAUGUAAGUCAGGGAUUCAAUGGACUUUGGGAGAAUUUUAAAGCCUUUUUUCUUUGGUAGGUUUUAUUCAGUCAGACAUUACUUACCUGGAUACAGUAUAAUGGUCUCACAUUGCCGCAUAGCGAUGUUAUAUACAUAUAUAUAUAGAUAUAUCUUUUUACCCUGUAAGGGUCCAGUCUACGCUCCAGAUAUGCUCACAGUCCGGAAUCUGUUGUUAUUUUGAAGCAUAAAUGCUGUACUAUAAAUGUAUCUGUCUGCAAAUGCGAAGAUGGUUAUGCAGUUUUCCAUUCUAUUCCAUGUGUGAACUAUUCAGGUUGGUGUGGUGUAUCUUGUGUAAGAGAGUUUAUGCAUUCUGGGUAUGUUUUUUGUGUGAGUGAUGUUUCUGCAAAUUUGGAUUUUUUGUAUUUUUUGAGUUAAAAAAAUCAACCAAUUCCUACAAAAAAUACAAAUAUUUUGUAUGUGAAAAGGACUUCACUUAGUCGGAUUCGUUGCAGACACUGCAAGUUACUCUACUGUAUAGUCCUUUCAUUGCCUAUUUUUUCAUUGAUGUGACAUUUCAGUUGAAAUUUAUUUCUUCACAUUUAGUCACAAUAUAAUUAUUUUACUUUUA